AUGGAGGCGGUCCAGACGGUACCGAGUGAGAGGAAGAACCCGCUGCUCAACAGGUCACCCAGUCCAUCCGGCGUCACUCGGCUUCAACCUGACGCCGGCAACGGCGCGGGCUUCUACGACGGUUCCGCCUAUUCUUUCCUCGACACCACCAAGCCCUGCGCCACCCGAUUCAGCAGCGGGUCAGUGACGUCCGAGGACUCGCCGGCGCUGACGCCCAGGCUGCUGUCUUUCAAGUCCAGCUCCAGCCCCGACAACUGCUCCUCCUCCGCCGAAUGGCCCGACCGAGCGGCGGCGGCGCGUUCCAACCGGUACCUCUUCGAUGCGAACGCGCAGGCCCGGUGCGCCGAGUACCUGGACCUGAUGAGGGUGGAGGUGGAUGCGCAGCUGGGCAAGCUCAAGGGGGGUGUCACCGGCCUGGAGAGCUAUGCCUUGCCGGACAACGGCCGUGUGAUCGGAGGUGCGCACCUGGGCAUGUCGCUUGAUGUCAUGCUGAUUGAGAUUGACGAGAGGUUCAACGCCCUGAAGCUGCUCAUGGGUUCCGUGUUCCGGCAGGCGAAGGAGAUGCUUGGUUCGGUCAACUCGUCGGUGUCUGAUCUGCAGUCGGAGAAUGAGCUGCGGCUGGAAGUCUUCGGUGCUGUCAUCGGAGAGUGCGUCAGUGGCCUGCAGGAGGAGCUAGAGAGGAAGCUGUACGAGCAGAUUAACAUCACAAACACCAUGAGUAGGAAUUGGAAAGAGGCCAUAACUCAAUUUGCCGCCAUGCGUGAAGACCUUGGCGCUCUUUGUAAGCUACUACUGCCUUUAGUACCAGAAGCUCAUAUUUCUAACGGCAAGAAUGAAAGUCCAGGCAACAGGAGUAACAGAUGGAAGUACAAUUUCUUUGGAAAGAAACCCAAAGAGGAUCGUUCUCCACGCGCCGAGGACAGUAAGAGUUUCAGGAAGCAAAAAUCAUUUGGUGCAAAGGAUGUCAUCUCAGAAAAAUCUGACUUUCGCCAUCUCAACGGUAUGACUAGAGAGCAAGUGAUAAGCUAUUUUAAAUCUGAGAUCAGCAAGCUGAAAAGGAUGCACGAAUCAGCAUUGCAAGAGAAGACAGAAGAACUGUUCAGGUUCAAACGGGAGAAGGGGUCACAUGCUCUCAAGAAUGACAUCGAAUUUGAACCUUUGAGAAAGAAAAUUCCAGAGAUUGUAUUGAGAAUGGACCAAAUCAUUUCCAAGAAUAUAAAGAUACCUGCGAUCUGCAUGACCCAUGAUGAACUUGACGAAAGAUGCAGACUGAUGAGCAGAAUCGAUGCUUUGUUUUAUGAAAACCAGCAUCUUCGAGGGUUGCUUGCAGAUAGGACGAAGGACGUUAAGGCAUUAUCAUCUCAGCUAUCCGAAGCCAGUACAGAACUGUCUCUUCAGUUGUCAUCCGAAGAAGAACUCCUGAGACAAAUCGACAAAGUUAGAGAAGAUUGUGAGGACCUCCGAAUUGAAUGUGAUCUUAGAGAGGGAAUGUACCAAACUGUUACAAAACAAUUGCUUGAUGACUAUAAGGACAAUAUGGAUGGUGCUGCACUAAAUCUUAGUGCAAAAUUGUCUUCAUUUGAAUCCGCAGUCUCCGAAAAGAAUAAGGCAUUAGGUCUAUAUAAUGAAGAAAAUCACAGGUUAAAGGAGAAGUUAGCAGAGUUAGAAAAGGAGCGCUUGAUCCACGAUCACCAGGAAGUUCCAGAAGUCAUAAAACAAGAGAGUACAGAAAUUGUUCUGCGUGACAUUGAGGUCGAGCCUCGCACAUCACCGAGAACAUCAAAUGGGAAUGAUUUGCAGUAUGACAAACUUGUGAACCUAAACUCAAGCUUAGAGCAAACGUCAGGUAUCCUGAAGGAAAUGGACAAUACAAAUCUGGAUCGUAGUAGUAGCCUCACUAAGAAUGAGCAAGAAAAGCAGCUGGAGUGCAUUUUAGUAUCUAUCAUGAAAUUAUCAAAAGAAUUUGUACAGAUUGAGAAAAAAUUGUCAGCAGAAAAAACUGAGAACAGGUCAGAGGAUUUGAGUGAUCACUGCAGCCACAUGGUCAGACAAGCCGUGGUACUAACAAAAAUCGGUCUCUGGUAUAAACAAAUGAUUGAAGCGAGGCGUUCUGAGCUCCAAAAGGCUGAAGCCAAGGUAAUGAUAUUGGGCGACAAGAUCACUGCACAGUUAAGCCUUCUUCAAAAGAUAUAUUUAACUCUUGAUCAUUACUCUCCUACCUUGCAACAUCAUCCUGGUCUGCUAGACGCUUUCUUAAAGACAUGCAAGCUUGUUGCAGAUUUGAGAAGUAAACAGAAUGAAGGCGAUACGACAUGA
Molecule: messenger RNA, 2316 nt
Organism: Miscanthus lutarioriparius
Lineage: Eukaryota; Viridiplantae; Streptophyta; Magnoliopsida; Poales; Poaceae
Source: the annotation of a GenBank genome assembly